Molecule: messenger RNA, 1653 nt
Organism: Gracilinanus agilis (Agile Gracile Mouse Opossum)
Lineage: Eukaryota; Metazoa; Chordata; Mammalia; Didelphimorphia; Didelphidae
Gene: HABP2
Product: hyaluronan binding protein 2
Biological process (GO): proteolysis; blood coagulation
Molecular function (GO): serine-type endopeptidase activity; calcium ion binding
Source: RefSeq, a predicted model, not a curated record
AUGUCGGAGUCACUGAGGAAGUCUGGCUCCAGCGAAAUGUUUUCUUUCCUGACCUCGCUGUUGGAAAGCAUCGAUAAGGAUUGGACUCCUGAUGACUAUGAAUACUAUGAAUAUUAUGACUACGAAACAUCUUCAAAUAAUGUAACUGAGAAUCAAAGUUAUGCUAAUUGGAUUUCUACAGAAGGUCCAUGUCAGCCUAAUCCUUGUCUGCAUGGCGGUGAUUGUGUUAUAAAUGGAGACAACUUCACAUGUGAUUGUCCUGCCCCAUUCACUGGGGUGAAAUGCCAAACUGUACUCAACCCAUGCCAGAAUAAUCGUUGUGGCAAAGGAGAAUGUCUUGUUAUCCGGACUCCACCCUAUUACAAAUGUGCCUGCCACCAUCCAUAUAAGGGUCCAAAUUGCUCAAAAGUCAAUCCAGCAUGUAGACCAAAUCCCUGCAAAAAUGGAGGUGUCUGCAGGCGGAACAGGCGGAGAUCCAAGUUUACAUGUAGCUGCCCUGAUGGAUUCAAGGGGAAAUUCUGUGAAAUAGGUCCUGAUGACUGUUAUGAAGGCAAUGGCCUCAACUACCGGGGGAAAGUCAGUAAGACAAUUAGCCACCUCACUUGUCUUCACUGGAACUCUUACCUACUCUUAGAGGAGGCUUAUAACAUAUUUAUGGAAGAUGCCAAGAAACAUGAUAUUGGUGAACACAACUACUGCAGGAAUCCAGAUGGUGACAAAAGUCCUUGGUGCUUUGCUAAAUUGGACAAGAACACAGUGAUUUGGGAAUUCUGUGAUGUCACUCCUUGCUCAUCCUCAGAUGUCUCCGAGUCCCCAUGGAAGCCUAUUGAUCUCUCUGUUUCAAAUCAAAUGUUCAGCACCUGUGGGAUGCCAGAGCUAGAUGCAAAAAUCAAAAGGAUCUAUGGAGGUCUCAAGAGUACUCCGGGGAAACACCCCUGGCAGGCAUCUCUCCAACUGACUUCACCACAGACGAUCUCAUCACCGAAAGGGCACUUGUGUGGAGGCAUACUCAUUGAGCCCUGUUGGGUUGUCACUGCUGCACACUGCGUAAUGUUAAAAGCCAAGGAGUUACGAGUUGUUCUUGGUGAUCAAGACCUGAUUAAACCUGAAUCCAAUGAACAGACAUUUAAGGUGGAGAAGAUAUUUUCCCACCCAGAUUAUUAUGAUGACAGCCAGGUUCCCUAUAAUGAUAUUGCUUUGCUUAAAUUAAAGUCAGUGAAUGGUCACUGUGCUCAAGAAACUAAAUAUGUAAAGACAGUAUGCUUAUCUGAGGAAUCAUUUCCUACUGGGACAGAAUGCUACAUUUCUGGAUGGGGAAUGACAUCAACAGGAAAAGCAUCUCGACAUCUCCUGGAUGCUAACGUCAUACUGAUCUCCAAAUCUCGUUGUAAUGCACCUGACCAAUAUGAUAACUUGAUUGAUGACACCAUGAUCUGUGCAGGCACACAGGGGACGGACUCCUGCCAAGGUGAUUCUGGUGGCCCUUUAACCUGUGAAAGGGAUGGCAAAUAUUAUCUCUAUGGGGUUGUGAGCUGGGGCUUUCGAUGUGGGAAAAAACCAGGAGUCUAUACUCUAGUGCCCAAGUUCCACAGCUGGAUCAAAGAUACCAUUCGUGAAGAAUCUGAAUUAUAUAGAUGGUUCCUGAACCAGUAG